Messenger RNA from Protopolystoma xenopodis, 1428 nucleotides. NCBI's taxonomy places the organism in Eukaryota, Metazoa, Platyhelminthes, Monogenea, Polystomatidea, Polystomatidae. The record is from the annotation of a GenBank genome assembly.
AAAAGCAAUAGUUGUACGUGUUUAGCCUGCUGUACCGCGAAUACUGCUGCCGCUGCUCCUGCUUCCGGUUCGUUUUGCUGCGAGGUAGGUUCUAACACUGUUCGCCAACCGCCGCAAGCUGGCCGGCAAAUAAGACCAGCAAAGCCAGCUAUUGGAGUCGACUUGCCCACUAGCAAAACAGUAGCUUCUAAUGCCGACGACACCCCAGUUUCAGAAUCAUGCACAGGCGAGAAUUUCCGACCGAGCUACUUACAUCCUUCAGGUACACAUAUUCAUGCACAUUCGCAUCAAUCACAGCCUCAACAGCACCAACUUAAUCUCCAUCGCUCCCCAUCCAACCAUGGUUCCGUCUCCCAUACUCAGCUGCAAUUGCAGUCGCAUAGCCAAAGUCAGAUUCACAGUCAUCACUCCCAAAUUCAGCAUCAACACCAUCAUUCCCACCCAGUGGUUGGACAACAACAACAGAAGGGUUAUGACUUUCACCUCUCGAAUCCUCUCAUGCCCCUACAGACCGACUCUCCCGGCUCCCAACAUCAUGCCUACCAUAACACUUACCCCGAAACACCUGUAGUUGUGUCACGUCAGGCUCCUCCGCAUCCACCGCCGCCUCCACCACAUAGGAUAACGACCAAUAUACACGCUGCUGGAAUCCGAGAUCAUCUAUUAGGUACCAGCAAAACUACGCAGGUUACCGAGCAGAUGCACAUUUACGAUGUCGGCUCUAAUGGGGUGUGUUCCAGCAAGCCUUUAUCUUCGAAUACAUCUAUAGGCCUCUCUUUAUCACACUGUCAAUCAUUGCCACGGCAUAAUGGACCUUAUCCCGGAUUAGAGACGGAUUCAUCCUCAUGCCCCUGCUGCUCUGGUUUUGAAGCUUGCUCAGCUGGCAUAGAUGAAGUUGUCACCCCUUCUAGUGGCCCUGCUCCAAUCACCGUUAGCACUAGCAGCAUUAAUGCUCUUUCUGUUAGUCAAGACUCUGGUACCUGUUGCUCCUGCUGCUGUUGCUGUUCUGCUGAAGCGUGUUGUCUACCUCUUACUGGGCCAAAGGCCGAUCCGUCUGCAACUCUAGUUUGCAGCGCGGGCUGCGGCUCCGGCUCCGGGCUUUCACUUCCUGGGCCUUCUAUUGCCGGCUUUCCUGAUGUCACCAGUGCCCCCGGGACUAUGCCUUCAACCCAAUUGUCUGGAUACGGCAGCCUGGCCAACGCUCUUAUUGGAAUGAAUAACUCGAUAUUUACGACCACAGCAUGUGCCAGCACAAGGCACAGUACAGCCGGAGCCACUACUACAGCUGAUAGUGGUCUUUCUACAACUGUUGCGGGACACCAGAGUCUCCUAGUUCGACCUGGAAGUAUCUUGGCAGAUAGAUACCAAAUUAUCGCCUUAAUUGGUCGAGGUACCUUUGGACAGAUGGGCGUAUUGGUCCUCAAUUGA